AUGGGUCUCGGCAUCCUCGAGGAUCAUAAGCUGGAGCACGUCCCUGGAACGGCAAACGUACUCGAAGAUGAACGAAGGAGGCAAGAAGAGCAAGGGCAAGCUCGCGAUGCGGGUCUGAAGUACGAUAAAACGGGGAAGAUACUGCUCGUCCCUCAGCCUUCCGAUGAUCCUAAUGAUCCUCUGAACUGGCCACUAUGGCAACGCGACCUCAUCGUAUGCAUUCUCUCCCUCAUCUCGGUGAUCGCAGCAACUCUCUCCCCUCUGCUCGCCGCAGACACCGUAUCCCUCGCCAUCUACUUCCAACGCUCAUUUACGGACAUGGCUCUACUCACGGGCUACCACCUCCUCGGCGUCGGCCUUGCAGGCUUUCUCUUCGUGCCAUCAGCGAGGAUUUGGGGGAAACGGCACGUAUUUCUCAUAGGAGCCGUGACCGUCAUACAUAGCAGUGCUUGGGGUGGCGCCAAUGGCAAAAAUUACAAGGUUCUCCUAUGGGCACGUAUUAUCCAAGGUGUAGGACUUGCACCGUUUGAAGCACUCGUCAAUGCUUCUGUGGGGGACCUCUAUUUCGUGCACGAGAGGGGUCUGAGGAUGGCACUCAGUAAUCUUGCCUUGUUCGGUGGCGCGUUUUUCACUCCAGUUCUUGUGGGCAAAAUCGCCGCGGAGAUCGGGUAUGAGUGGACGUUCUACUUCGUCGCGAUCUUCACGGCCAUGCUCUUCCCGUUGUUAUUCUUCUUCUGUCCUGAGACGACCUACAAAAGGGAGCAACGGUUCGAUAUCGACACAAUGGGAAACAUGGUGGAGCAGACGCCGCCGCCGGUGUCAAAAGAGAUAGCAGUGGAAUCUUCCGCGGAUACAUCAGGCGAGCUUGACAGAGCGGGGAGUGGGGCAAAUGCUGAGAGCACUGGGCAGCAGCCGCAUCUUCGAACCAAGGUCUCGUGGAAAAGGAGUCUUCUACCAUUCAAUGGCCGCCACACGGACGAACGUUAUCUACACCUUCUCCUUCGUCCUUUCCCACUCUUUUUCCAUCCUGGCAUUCUCUGGGCUUGCCUCAUUCAGGGCGCAUUGAUCGGAUGGACAGUAAUGAUCGGUGUUGUCUUAGCAGCUAUCAUGCUAGGACCUCCGCUUUGGUUUGGGGAGGAGAAAACCGGGUAUAUGUAUUCAGGUGCCUUCAUUGGAGCGCUCAUCGGCUUCAUUCUCUGCGGUCUCGUGUCAGACUGGUCGGCUAGGUUUCUCACGCGUCUCAACCACGGCGUCUACGAGCCAGAAUUCCGAAUGUUCCUUGUGCUCCCACAGCUCGUGUUGGGAUGUGCAGGCUUGUAUGGAUUCGGCUUUACGGGUGGUGACCCAUACAAGUAUGGAUGGUUCUGGCCCGACUUCUUUUUCGCGCUGGAGGUGGCAGGCAUGGUCUGCGGUGCUGUCGCGAGUGCUUUGUACAUCGUUGAUGCGCAUCGCGACAUGUCCGUCGAAGGCUUCACUUGUCUGCUCGUCUUCAAAAACAUUUUCUCUUUCGCUCUCACGUUCAAAGGCUUCGAGUGGAUCCAAAGAGGCAAAGUGAGGCCUGUGUUCACCGCUAUCGCAAGCGUUCAGGUUGGCAUCUGCAUGUUGACUAUCCCUAUGUAUAUUUUCGGCAAAAAGAGUCGCUCUUUCUUUCACCGGCACAACGUGUUCUUCAAAGUUACUGAUGCGAUUGCGGAUAAGAUUAUGAUGCCAUUAGACUGGAGUGUAAGAAAACUCCUGGGGCAUUGA
Molecule: messenger RNA, 1746 nt
Organism: Paraphaeosphaeria sporulosa
Lineage: Eukaryota; Fungi; Ascomycota; Dothideomycetes; Pleosporales; Didymosphaeriaceae
Product: MFS transporter-like protein
Exons: 6
Coding region: 1-1746 (581 amino acids)
Biological process (GO): transmembrane transport
Molecular function (GO): transmembrane transporter activity
Source: RefSeq, a predicted model, not a curated record